CCGGGCGGCGGGGAGAUGCGGCUGCUGGCGCUGGCGGCCGUGCUGCUGGCGCGGGCUCCGGCCCCGGAGGUCUGCGGAGCCCUCAAUGUCACCGUGUCCCCUGGACCCGUGGUGGACUACCUGGAGGGAGAGAAUGCCACUCUGCUUUGCCACGUCUCGCAGAAGAGGCGCAAGGACAGCCUGCUGGCCGUGCGCUGGUUCUUUGCGCGUGCCGACUCGCAGGAAGCCUUGAUGGUGAAGAUGACCAAACUGCGGGUGGUACAGUACUAUGGCAACUUCAGCCGCAGUGCCCACCGCCAGCGGCUGCGCCUGCUGGAGGAGAAGCGAGGCUCACUCUACCGGCUGUCUGUCCUCACCCUCCGGCCAGCCGAUCAGGGCCACUAUGCCUGCAAAGUACAGGAGAUCAGCAAGCACAGGAAUAAGUGGACAGCCUGGUCCAAUGGCUCCUCGGCGACAGAGAUGAGAGUGAUUUCCCUCAAGGCCUCAGAAGAUUCGUCCUUGGAACCCAAGAAAGAGACCUGGGCAGUUUUUGAAGAUCUCUACAUGUACGCCGUCCUCGUGUGCUGCGUGGGCAUCCUCAGCGUCCUGCUCUUCACCCUUGUCAUCCUCUGCCAGUCCGUGUUCAGCAAGAGGAAAUCCAGAGGGAGACACUAUUUGGUGAAAUGCCCUCAGAACAGCUCAGGGGAGACGGUCACCAGUGUAACCAGCUUGGCCCCACUGCAGCCCAAGAAGGGCAAGAGGCGCAAGGAGAAGGCUGACGUUCCACCUGCAGUCCCUGCCAAAGCUCCAAUCGCCACCACCUUCCACAAGCCGAAGCUGCUGAAGCCACAGAGGAAAGUCGCGCUGCCCAAGAUCGCCGAGGAGACCUUGACCUACGCCGAGCUGGAGCUCAUCAAGCCCCACCAGACGGCCAAGGGCGCCCCCAGCAGCACUGUCUACGCCCAGAUCCUCUUCGAGGAGAACAAGCUGUAACACGGCUGCCA
Messenger RNA from Ochotona curzoniae (black-lipped pika), 983 nucleotides. It is a transcript of the gene VSTM4, whose product is annotated as V-set and transmembrane domain containing 4. The transcript has 8 exons. Lineage: Eukaryota; Metazoa; Chordata; Mammalia; Lagomorpha; Ochotonidae. The coding region runs from base 16 to 972 and encodes 318 amino acids. The record is from RefSeq and is a predicted model, not a curated record.